Messenger RNA from Podarcis lilfordi (Lilford's wall lizard), 19662 nucleotides. The record is from the annotation of a GenBank genome assembly. NCBI's taxonomy places the organism in Eukaryota, Metazoa, Chordata, Lepidosauria, Squamata, Lacertidae.
AUGUGUCGGCCAACUUCAAGAGUCUUAGGCCUGGCAAAACCCAAGAAACUAGAUGCAAAUCUCCCGCGCAGGUUUGUCAUUCUUACUUUCCCUCAUUUAAAAGCGUACAGGAGCUGAGUGGGUUCAGGCCAAAAUCAAGGAUUGUACUUCUGAUUCCCUGCGGAGCUUUGGAUUUGUGCUUCCUGAACAGCAGCUUCCCAUGCUGUUCAUGGCAAGCCUCUUUUGAAACCAAGCGGAAAGGUUUGGGAGGAAUAAUAUAUCAUAAUCAUAAUAAUUUAUUAUUUAUACCCCGCCCACCUGGCUGGGUUUCCUCAGCCACUCUGGGCGGCUCCCAACCGAAUAUUAAAAACACAACACAGAAUUAAACAUUAAAAGCUUCCCUAAACAGGGCUGCCUUCAGAUGUCUUUUGAAAGUAAGAUAGUUGCUUAUUGCCUUGACAUCUGGUGGGAGGGUGUUCCACAGGGCAGGCGCCACUACCGAGAAGGCCCUCUGCCUGGUUCCCUGUAACCUCACUUCUCACAGUGAGGGAAUCACCAGAAGGCCCUCGGAGCUGGCCCUCAGUGGAAGGGUGGGAUAUGAAUUAUUAUUGUUGUUGUUGUUGUUGUUGUUAUAAUUUACCUUGCUAUAUGGCAUAUUAGACUGCUCAGCAAAGAAGCAAAGCUAUACGUUUAAGGCAGAUGUGGGGAAACGUGGGACCACAGCUGAACUACAAGUCCCAUCUGCCCCAGCAAAUAUAGUCAAUGGCCAGGGAUGAUGGGAAUUGUAGUUCAGCACCGUCUGGAACACCAAAGGUUCCCCACACACGAUUUAAUGGCUUCCAUUUGGGACGGUGCAGACUUUGAAAUGCGUCUGUGAUGCCGUGAGACAAGGAGGCUGCUAUAUCUCCUCCCGCUUAUUCCCUGCGCUGAGGCCUUCUCUCCUCUCCAGCACCCGCUGUGACAAGCAGGACUCUAGGUGUGCCGCACGGCAGAUGGUGUGGGAGACAGACAAUACGCUGUGGGUGUCAGUAGGCCUUUGAGCCGAUGCCGACAACUGGGCUCAAUAGCUGGAUCUGCCACAACUAGGCUAGGCGACUGGAGCACUUCCAGAGACCUUCCAGUCCUGGAAAUCAGGUCUAAGUGCCCUGGACCCACAACUGUCCAUUGUGAGCACCAGACUCAGCAGAGUAUGAACAGCACGGAAGAAAGCUGUGAAGUGUUAAGUUGUGGGUGAACAUAUCAGACGACACAGCGAUUCUUCAAACAGCUCUUGUUUAUUCACAGGCCAGGACAGAACAGAACUGAAGGGUUCAGUCAGCCUGAUUAUAUAGAGCUCCAGUCCAACGUAACUGUAACAACUUUCUAAAACUAUCCAAUCACUGAACCUCACUUUCGAUCCCUUAUUUGCAUAACUAUCUACAGUAUCCCCCUGCUGGCCCAGGGUGAGAACUUCAGUACAUAACAUGAAGCAUAACUUCUUUUAUUUCUAAUAGCUACUGCAAACUAAAAACUAAAGAGCUACUGGCUUGCAUGAGUGUUACAUCUCUUACUCAGCCAUCUAAUCUCUACAUAGAUAACACUCAGACUCCCCACAGAGUCAGGCAGGAGCGGAAGAAGUGAAGAGCAGUUUCCGCUCCCUCCUUUCUGAAAACAUCAGGAGAUUCUUGCAAUGGGAAGGGGUGAAAAUAUCAACAGUGGGGAGAUGGGUAGCAGAAAGCCACAGCAGCUGGCAACCCACACCACAUCGCUGGCAAUAAGUGGUGCUGCUGUUUUUGGUGUUGCUUCUGAGCUUGGAUACGGUGCUCCAAGACGGUACCUGCAGUGGCGAAGGAAGCCGCUUGGGCACCUGGGGCGAACUGCCCAUAGGGGUGAGGCGAGGGUGGGGCGCACUGUGCGGCCUCCAGAGUCUGCCUGCCUCCUCCCACUCAGCCGCCCUACAGCUGUGGGGGGAGGCAGCGGGCGGACUGUUUGGGCAGCGCGGAGCCUGCAUGCGCCCAAGCCACCGCCUCUCUCCCAGGAAAGAUGCGUGGCUCAAGCACGCUGCAGGCCACGUGGUGAGUGUCGCCCAACAUUUUGUCACCCCCCUCAGUGGUGACACCCAGGGUGGCCCGCACCCGCCGCAACCCCCUUCCUCCACCCCUGCGUACCUGUAUCAGAGAAGUGAGGUUACAGGGAACCAGACAGAGGGCCUUCUCGGUAGUGGCGCCAGCCCUGUGGAACGCCCUCCCUUCAGAUGUGAAGGAAAUAAGCAGCUAUCUUAUCUUUAAAAGACAUCUUAGGGAAGUUUUUAAUAUUUAAUGCUGUACUGUUUUUAACACUCGAUUGGAAUCCGCCCAGAGUGGCUGGGGAAACUCAGCCAGAUGGGCGGAGUAUAAAUAAUUUAUUAUUAUUAUUAUUAUUAUUAUUAUUAUUAUUAUUACUGUCUUCAUGACAAUGUCCUCUUGCCAGUGCCUUAGAAUUCCCAGGAUUCUGUGGGGGAAGUCCUAACAGUGAUAGAACCCUCCCAAUAUAUAUUUUGUAAUGAAGACAUGCCCAAAAUUGGCCAUUGCUUUCCCCAAGUGUUGGCCUCCUAUUAAUAUCACCUUACGGCGCUGCAAAGGUGUCUCUCUAGGUGAAGUGAAGAAAGUCCGGCAUGAAUAAUUAUUCACGGCGUAAGUAAUAAUAAGGGCAUUCAAUAUUAAUUUUGGUUCUCCGUCAACAACUGGCAGGCAGAAGGGAGAGAUCGUGGAAAGGGUGUCGCCAUUAUUCUCGGUUGCCAAGAGAUCUGACUCACCAAGCAAGCAGCUGUUUGUGCUGGAAUUGCAGGAUGUUUUAAUUUGAAUUCCAGGCCCAACAUUGGGGCACUUUUGACUGCCAGCUCCUCAGGCACAGUGGAACAAUUCAUGGAAUGAUUUAAGCACAGUCUAUAUAGUGCUGUGGGUUAAACCACAGAGCCUAGGACUUGCCGAUCAGAAGGUUGGCAGUUCAAAUCCCUGUGACGGGGUGAGCUCCGGUUGUUCGGUCCCUGCUCCUGCCAACCUAGGAGUUCGAAAGCACGUCAAAGUGCAAGUAGAUAAAUAGGUACCACUCCGGCGGGAAGGUAAACGGUGUUUCCGUGCGCUGCUCUGGUUCGCCAGGAGCGGCUUAGUCCUGCUGGUCACAUGACCCGGAAGCUGUACGCUGGCUACCUUGGCUAGUAAAGCGAGAUGAGCGCUGCAACCCCAGGGUCGGCCACAACUGGACCUAACGGUCAGGGGUCCCUUUACCUUUAUAUAGUGCAUAUUUCAUGCCUUUGACUUGCCCCCUAGAUUCCUGUUUGGGGCAAGAAAUAUCAGCUACAACUGAAUGUGUGCAUACAGCACUAGUGUUGUCAUAUCAAUGACAAUGUGUGUGUGUGUUGCCUUUCAGAGGGAUACAGAAGUAGUGCGGAAUACGCUGAUGGCACAGAAUUCAGCUUCCUAAUAAUCUCACUCCCCCCCCCCCCAAGAAAAUUUCUAGCCAAGAUGGCUAUAUGAUUUUUCAAUGCAUAGGACAGUGAUGGGGAACCUGUUCCACUCCGGAGGUUGCAAAGUAAGGGUUUUGGGGAGUUUGCAGGCAGGCACAGACCAUACAAUACCUGUUUGGAUGAAAUGACAAAUAAUGGGUUGCUGCAAACCAGAACUGGAGUUAGGAAAUCACUGCAAUGAGAGGAGGAAGGAGAAUGAGGGAACACAGAAGUCCAAGGUCCCUUGUGGCUUCUUAAUACAGUGCCCGCCAGUUUGGCACUAUAUUUGAGCAGAGGUCCCUUUAAAAGCAGCCUUUAAUAAAUUGCCACGAUUCCCUUUUAAGAGGUUGUGUGUCUUUAAUACAUCUGUAUUAAACUUGGAUAUUCUUUUAAAUCAAUACACUUUUUUUAAAAAAGUGGAAUUUUGUUUGUUUGUUAAAAUAACCAUUUAAACUCCCCCCCCCCCCAAAAAUUAUUUUUUAAAAAAUCUACAAUGAUGGAAUGGAGAAGGCUAGCCUAGAACCCUUCUCUUUCUGGAUGGUGCAGUUGUUCAUAUUAAUCAUAUGAAGAAGCCCUGGGCUCCUUUGGGGGGAGAGGGGAAGUGGGAUAUAAAUAUAAUAAAGAAAUAAAAUAAAGAAACCACGACGUAGAACCAGGAUGAAUAAAAUAAGGUGGAACUCACACUUUUGACUUGCUGUUUGAAUUAAUGCCAAGCUCUGCCUCACCUCCACUGACGCCUUGCGGUUUUUCCAAGGUCCAUCCAUUUGUAUAGUUGCGGCCGUUCGUCUGAGAUCUGGCACCGCCCUCCUGGAUUAUAUUCUAUAAUCCCGAGCCAACGGAUAUUACACCUGGCAGAACCUAGAAGAUGCGCAGAAAUGUACCUGAAAAAAAGGUGAGAGACUCGUGCUGCCAGCUGUGUUGAUUGCUGGGCUGCCUGUAGGUUUCCAAAACUGAACUUGUAGAGGAUCAGCUUUCCAAGGAAGGGGGAACGGUUUUCUUAAAGUGUGUGCUGAGAUUUGAAAACAAAGCCAAUUCGCACUAGCCACCACAGAAAUGUGGGGGUUGCCUUCAGGAUGGUGUGGUCCCACAACACACCUGCAGAGUGUUUAGGAGGGAACCAUGUUGGAGUGGCCAUUGAUUGGGUUGCUCCUCACACGAAUUGCAGUCUUCUUCCCAGGCAGGCAGUGUUUACAUGGGAGGAAACUAUAUACCGUAUUUUUCGCUCUAUAACACGCACCCGACCAUAACACGCACGUAGUUUUUAGAGGAGGAAAAUCCGUAGGCAUGCCACCCGUAGGCAUUCCCUCCAUAACACGCACAGACAUUUCCCCUUACUUUUUAGGAGGAAAAAAGUGAGUGUUAUGGUGCAAAAAAUACGGUAAAUGUCCCAUUUACACCACAGUAGUAGCUGCCAUGACAUCCGUGGAAGGUUGAUCUGUGCCUGGAGAGCUAGUCUUCCUAGCUGUUCUAACUUGCUGUCAGUUCCCAGGCAUCAGAAGCCCAUAUGCACAGCCUUCGUAGCACCUCAAGAGUGCAGCUCUCAAAGAAAACAUCAUGUGUCUGAAAAUGGGUAGAGGAAGGGCUAUAUUUUCACUGAUCCCGACUCACAGUAUGUUGACGUUAGCUGCUCAUCUCUCCCUGCUGCACUUCAAACUGCAGUCGUUCAGUGUUGUUCACAUCAGAGAAAGGGCAAGGAUGCAGCGGUGGAACAAGUCAAUCGGGCACCUGCGGUGGCGCGCAUGCCCUGCAGCCAAGGGCAGGGCCAGCUGCCUGUGGGGUGGGGUGAGCCGGGGCUGGACGCUUCGCGGGGUCUCUGAGGAGUCUGCCUACCUCCUCCCACUUGGCCGCCCUACAGCUAAGGGGGAGGCGGUGGGCAGACUGUUUGGGGCAGCGCAGAGCCUGCGGGUGCCCAAACCACCGCGUCAAUCCCAGGAGAGACGUGUGGCUCGGACUCGUUGCAGGCCGUGCAGUGAGUGCUGCCUGGGAUUUUGUCACCCCCCUCAGUGGUGACACCCAGGGCGGACUGCCCCCACCGCCCUCCUUCCUCCGCCCCUGCAGGGAUGUUGUCACCGUGAUGCACACAGGCAUUUUUGGUUUCCCUACCCCUGCAAACAGCAAAUCGCCGCUCGGACUUCCUACUCGUGAAGCUCUCAUCUGUGCAUUUUCUAAUGAGAUUGAAGAUGGUUUGAAGUGGGGGGGGGGAGGAGCAUCAUCAAACAGCAGUAUUUGUCAAGAAGCGACAGGAUCAAUAGAGACCACAUUAGACAAGCGUUUCAAAAAGCACGGGGGGAAAUGCAGAGAAUACUUCACAAAACAGUGCCCUAAAAUACAUACCUGGACUUGUUUCGAUUAAUGUCUGCAGGAGACUUUGUGGGUAUAUAAGUUAUAAUUAGAAAAAUCUUAAUAAUUAUUCAUAAAGGAAACAGUUUAUAAGAAGUAAAUAAGGAGGCCAGAUACAGGGUAAAGCAGGUCUUUUAUUUGGUUGUUUGUAUUGUUGUAUGUUAUGCUUAUUGUAUGUUAUGUUCACAUUUAAUGAGGGUGGAUUUCUGUAUCGGGGGGUGUGGGUUUAUGUUAUGUUGUAAAUAAAACUUCCAAUAUAUAUAUUUUAAAAAAGGAUCAAUAGAGAUUGGGGCUGACAUUGUAUGAAUGCAGCUUCAAAAGGCAGCAGUGGGAACCCGCUAGAUAUAGAGUAUGUGAUAAUGCAAACAUAAUUAUAGACAAAUCCUCAGAGACCAUGGCCUGCUUUGGGUGUCACAUUCCUCAGGAAAUAAAAUAUUAACAACAUUAUAUCUUACUUUCAAAUUACUAAACCCCUGGUGGCAGAAACUGGGCAGAGACUGAGCGGAACCCAGUAACUUAUAAGGGGAGCAUCUUCUCCGUGGAGAAAGCAGUCAUAUGGACAUGUGCAGUUAAAAAAUUAAAAGUGAGUUUUAGUUAAAGGUGGUCCCUGGGCCUGAGAAGGUAGAGCUUUAGAUCAUAUGGUUUUGACAAUCUCAAACCGUCCAAGUGUCCCUGUUUUCCAGGGGCAGCCCCUGAUUUAGAGAAGCCGCCCUGGUUUCUUAUUUGAUACCGGAAUGUCUCUUUUCCUUUGGACGUCCCUAUUUUCAUCAGAGAUAUGUUAGAGGGUAUGGAGUUUUCCAAUCCCCUGAGCCAUCUGAAGGCAACCCUGUACAGUGGUACCUCGGGUUACAUACACUGCAGGUUACAGACUCCGCUAACCCACAAAUAGUGCUUCAGGUUAAGAACUUUGCUUCAGGAUGAGAACAGAAAUCGUGCUCUGGUGGCAUGGCAGCAGCAGGAGGCCCCAUUAGCUAAAGUGGUGCUUCAGGUUAAGAACAGUUUCAGGUUAAGAACAGACCUCCGGAACAAAUUAAGUUCUUAACCCGAGGUACCACUGUAUAGGGAAGUUUUAAAAAUGUUUUAUUAUGUUUUUAUAUAUGUUGGAAGUUGCCCAGAGUGCUUGGGGCAACCCAGUCAGAUGGGCAGGGUAUAAAAUAAUAAAAUUAUUAUUAUGGAAUGGGGUGUCCCUAUUUUCAUCGGAGAAAAGUUGGAGGGUAUGCAAUCUUCUCCCAUUUUUCAACUUCACUUUCCCACAAUUGCAAGUAAAAGUUGAGGGAGAAGUAGACGUGUAGAAAGAGGUGAUGUCAUGGAGAAAAACUGAAAGGGGAAAAGGAUCCGAGCAGAUGGAAAUAUGAAAAUCUAUAAAUGGAAACCUGCAGUUCCCUCUUCAGCACGCACACACACACACACACACACACACACAUACACACAAACAACUAUGGCCUGAAUCCUGAAUUGGCUCAAAUCCCUUUCAGAAUCUCUAUGCCAUUUUUACAAUAGCAAGAAGCAACUGAUAUUUUGGAGGGGUGCACUUUUCAUUUGAAACUAGUAAAAUGCCCAUGAUUAAGAUAGGAGGGGUGGUCUCAUGAAAGAAUGACAUUUAUAUUGGAGAGACACCUCAGGAAGUUGACACCAGUCAAGCUGCCAAACUUAAUUUCAUUUUCUAUCGCACAUGCGCACAAGCAGAACAUUAGGUGUGAUCUGCAUUUCUAGCUGCAGGAACAGCAGCUGGUUAUCAUCACCCACUAACUGUUUGUAUCAUGUGAUACAGAAGCCUAAUUAUGUUCACUUCUUCACUUGAUAAGCAACUCAAUAACAUCUGGACCCUAUCCAUUUUGUCGGCUUGCUUUUUGGCCAGAAUCACAGGCUGCCAUAAUUUUUUGCCAUCAUUUCUCUGUACAAACGCUUCAGUCGUUCAUCAUAUACACAAUAGUUCUCCCUCCUCACGUGUUUGGACCUUUUUUCGCUGAUCUGCUGCCAGUUGAACGAGACGGUUGUCUACUCCCCUGUUCCCACCAGCUAUAAAACUUGAGGGUGAGGCAUGAAAAAGAAAGCAGCUUAGCAGAAGCAGUGGGGAAAUUGGAAAGACCAGAGAAGAGGCCUAGGGAUGGGAAGAGAACUGCUGCUAAACUGUCUUCAUACACAGAGAUCUCGGCCUCUUGGUCUUCGUCUUUGAAAGAAAGAAGGCAACGCUUUGGUGAGGGGGUAACCCGUCCCUGGACUGUAUGAAUUGCAGGGUGCUCACAUGACUGAAUGGGUGAUAAUGUAGAGAGAAAUCCCUGCACGUAGAAAACAAGCAUGUCAGGGUUGCUACAUCCCUUCUCUUUAGCAUCUGGUUUUCUGUGUGUAAGGAAUUUUGUAUGGAGGAGCAUUCCAGUUGCAAGGGCCCCAAAUAUCAUACCCUCCAAUGUUUCUCCAAUAAAAAUAGGAAGGUCCUAAAGAAGGAGGAGGAGGAGGUUAUGGUGGUGGUAAAGGAUCCCUGGGUGGUUAAGUCCAGUCAAAGUCAACUAUGGGGUGCGGUGCUCAUCUCACUUCAGGCCAAGGGAGCUGGCAUUUGUCCACAAACAGCUUUCUGGGUCAUAUGGCCAGUAUGACUAAACCACCUAUGGCGCAACGGGACACUAUGACGGAAGCCAGAGUGCACGGAAAUGCCAUUUAUCUUCCUGCUGGAGUGGUACCUACUGUAUUUUUUGCUCUAUAAGACUCACUUUUUCCCUCCUAAAAAGUAAGGGGAAAUAUGUGUGCGUCUUAUGGAGCGAAUGCAGGCUGCGCAGCUAUCUCAGAAGCCAGAACAGCAAGAGGGAUUGCUGCUUUCACUGCGCAGCGAUCCCUCUUGCUGUUCUGGCUUCUGAGAUUCAGAAUAUUUUUUUCUUGUUUUCCUCCUCCAAAAACUAGGUGCGUCUUGUGGUCUGGUGCGUUUUAUAGAGCGAAAAAUACGGUAUUUAUCUACUUGCAUUGGUGUGCUUUCGAACUGCAAGGUUGCCAGGAGCUGGGACCGAACAAUGGGAGCUCACACCGUCAUGUGGAUUUGAACCACCAACCUUCCGAUCGACAAGCCCAAGAGGCUCAGUGGUUUAGGAUACAGUACCACCCAUUGUUGUUGUUGUUAUAUUUAUACCCCACACAUCUGACUCGGCAUCUUCUAACAUAUAUAAAAACAUAAUAAAACAUUAAAACUUCCCUAUACGGAGCUGCCUUCAGAUGACUUCUAAAGGUUGUAUAGUUACUUAUCUCCUUGGCUCGGGAGUCACAUAACCUCCAACACUUCUCUGAUGAAAAUAGGGCCAUCCUAAGGGAAAGAAGGACAUUCUGGGAUCAAAUCAGAAACUGGGAUGGCUUCUGUAAAUCCAAGUCUGUUCCUAGAAAGUAGGGGUACUUGGAUGGUCCAAAAUAGCAGCAUUAAGUGAUGGCAACCAGAAGGCAACACUGCUCUGUCAAGCAUUACACAGUGAAUGCUCGCUUGAACGGUGGGGCAGAAAAAGCCGCAGAGGCAGAUGAAGCAACGGUAAAUCAAAAACAUUUUCAGAAACUUUAACAUGCGGUUGAGACUUGUAUGAUUUUUCUUGCCUGUGUGUCCUUCCAGUCACCCCAUGGCAGGGGUGGGGAACAUUUUCCAGCCCAAAAGCCACCCUCCCUUCUGGGCAGCCUUCCAGGGGCAACGUGCUGAAGGCAAAAGAGGGUGGAGUGCUGAAUGCGAGUCUUAGCUCUGCACCCGGGGCGGCUACCUUCAUGCUCGCACAAGGCGCUCUCUAUCCUCCUUCAGCCAGGCAAGCACAAAGCAUGGGCAGAGUUAAUGGGCACAUUCCAGUCAGGCAAAAACGCCCAAGGAGGGCGCAUGGCUGGGACAGUGAAGACGUGUGACUCUGGCCACAUGUGACACCUAAGCAUGAAGUUAUCCUGCCCUGUGGGGUAGGGGGCAAUGUUGUGUAGUGGUGAGUUUAUAUUGUGGUUGGCAGUCGUAGAAUCAUAGAAUUGGAAGGGACCCGGGAGGCCUGGGCAGGCCGGGUCAUCCUCUUAUAUACCUGCUGGGAUUUACAAGGCAUCUGACCCUCACCUGAAUCUCAUAGCUCUCCUGUAGCUGCCUCUGAUUAGUUAUCAUUUAACUCUUUGUUCUUGUUUAGUCGUUUAGUCGUGUCUGCCUCUUCGUGACCCCAUGGACCAGAGCACGCCAGGCACUCCUGUCUUCCACUGCCUCCCGCAGUUUGGUCAAACUCAUGCUGGUAGCUUCGAGAACACUGUCCAACCAUCUCGUCCUCUGUCAUCCCCUUCUCCUUGUGCCCUCCAUCUUUCCCAACAUCAGGGUCUUUUCCAGGGAGUCUUCUCUUCUCAUGAGGUGGCCAAAGUAUUGGAGCCUCAGCUUCACGAUCUGUCCUUCCAGUGAGCACUCAGGGCUCAUUUCCUUCAGAAUGGAUAGGUUUGAUCUUCUUGCAGUCCAUGGGACUCUCAAGAGUCUCCUCCAGCACCAUAAAUCAAAAGCAUCAAUUCUUCGGCGAUCAGCCUUCUUUAUGGUCCAGGGGGAAAUAAUUAGCAUCACAUGUCAUGUGCAUGGAAGUUGAGAAUUCCGUUCCACCUUAAGGAACAGGCAUGUGGAAUUGCUGCAUGUCACAUGUCUGUUUACAUUCCAGCACAGGUUGCUGGGAACUUCUGUUUGUGUAUAGCUUUUGCUGUUCUCUCCGAGACAACAUGAGAGAGAGAGACGACAUGUUUCUUUGUUCUGAUUUAUGUUUAAUAAAUCUGUCGCUGUAGCAUGACUUACGUCUCAUGCCUACUUCUGUGUGCGCAGUACACUCUGCUAAUUGCGUGCCCUGGCUUUUGAAGUUCGGGUCGCUGAUUUGCAUCGGAGUAUAGGCCGAUGGAAGGAGACGUCCGAGCUGGGCUUGCCAGCUGGCCUCCCUGCCCCUCUGCAUGUUGACACCCCCUGCAAUACAGGAAUCUUAACUAAAGCAUCCAGGACAUCUAACCUCCGAGGAAGGAGAGCCCUCCACCCUCCAAGAGAGACCGUUCCACCAUUUAACAGCUAUUACAGUUCUUCCUGUUGUUUAGUCAGGUCUUGGCUUCCAGAGCAGGAGAAAAGAAGCUUGCUCCAUCCUCCAUGUGGCAGCCCUUUAGAUACUUGAAGAUGGAUUUCAUAUCUCCUCUCAGUCUCCUUUUUACCAGGCUUAACAUACCCAGCUCCCUCAGCCGUUCCUCAUAAGGCUUUGUUUCCAGACCCUUGAUCAUCUUGGUUGCCCUCCUCUGCACAUGUUCCAGCUUGUCAAUGUCCUUCUUUAAUUGUGGUGUCUAGUACUGGACAUAGUACUCCAGUAUGGUCUGACCAAGGCAGAAUAGAGUAGGACUAUUACUCUUCUUGAUCGGGGUACAAUACUUCUGUUGAUGCACCCUAGAAUAUCAUCCGUCUGUUAUAUCUGUUAUUAUUAUUGUUAUAACUGUCUCAGGAGAUAAUGGAGUGUGCCUCCGAGAGUGAAAUCAAAGCACUGCAUUAGCACCUCCCUGGGUUGCAAGCCUGGGCAGUGUGUAUGGAGCUCCUGGGCUGCCCAGAUAUCAAGACCCACCUCUCAGCUUCGCUGAUGUGAUCCAGAGGAAAGCAGAGCAAUACAUUUGGCACCAGCUUGGCUGUAGGAGUUGAUGGAAAGAGGUGUACAAGGCGUCAUCCAACUGUCUUAGGGACUCUACUCUAGAUUUGUGAAGGGUUUACUCCUUAGCCUUUUCUUCUCCUGAAGAUAUCCUGCAAGGCAGCGGAGGUUUAGGAUCAGAGUUUUAUUUUUCCUAGAUGGGCUACCUUCCCAGGUUGAUGAGCCCCAUCUGCCCCACCCUUCCCUCUACGCAUGCAGAAACCUUAUUCUAUGGUCUCGUCUGCUCUAUCCACUGGAGCCUGUCUUCGCUAGCAGGGGAAGCCCUUAACUCACCCAGGGUGUGAGACCCAUCAGCUUUCCUCACCUGGUUUAGCCAGCCAGUCAAAGUCAUUCCUGGGGUGUGGCCGCUGUCACAUGGUGACAGCUGACUGCAGGGCAGGGACCAAAGGUGGACAAACCAUCUCAUAAAGCAUAAAGCCAACUCCUAAGAGACUGCGAUCUACUCACAGAAUAAAAAACUGGCAGUGAUGUACCCCUUUUGGGGAGAUCGUGGAGGGCAGGGCGAGGGGGCGGGGCCUGAUUCUAUUUUACCACCACUGAGGAAAGGGAACCAGCAAUAGACUGUGAUCUACCAAAACCUCCCGGGGAUCUACCAGUAGAUUGCGAUCGACCUGUUGGACAUCCCUGUCAUAAAGGAUCACACACUCAAAGUACCAACACCCCAAUACACACCUGAUUUUAUAUUAGGUGUAGCCAGUGCUAUUUUUCUAGAAAAAUAGGUUCUGGAACUCACCAUGAAUACCUCCCUUGUUCUCUUAUAAUGCCAAUGGCGCCCACCUGAGAGGUGCCGGAACUGAGUUCCAGUGAGUUCCGGCUAGAAAAAGCCCUGGGUGUCGCAUAUAAAAGAGCAUUUUCAAUACACACAUCACUACAGACAUUAUAUAAACAUUAUGCUUGCCACUCGCAUGUAUGAGUUGCAGUUCUGUCAGGUAGCUAUAGAACUCGCAUCUAGCUACACGCUGGUGGGGGGUGGGUUGUGGGGGCAGUGAGGAGUUACCAGGCAGUUGCUAAUGGUCCCCUGUUUGUGUUUGCUUGCAGGCCCCGUAGUUCCCCGCAGUGGCCUGUCAGUAGCGCAGCACUUUGUUGGGAAGCUUCCCCAAGGAUUUUGAGCCUCUCACAUCCGCGAAGCCUGCCCUCAUCCUUCUCCUUUCCAAAAGAGGUAAUCGAUGAUGAUGCUGAACCAGAGAACACCAUCAACAAUGACAAUUUCAACAAGCGUUUCCAUACACAGGCUCUGCCUGUCCUGUGAAGUCUUCUGUGCUUCUCUCCGCACUACAAAGGAGGCCCCAGGGUUCUGCCACUGCUUGGGGGAAAGUUGCCCACCGCUUGCCCUCCUUGCUGCAGCUGAACUGUUUUCAAAGAGCUGAGCCCAGCAAGUGGGCUUGGUGUUUUUGGUUGCUCCCAUUCCUCUGAGUUUGUAAGACCAGCUUAAUCCAAACAGUCAGGAGCACUGACUUGGGCCCCAGCUGAUGGGUGGCCAACGGCGCCACGACAUAACGUGUCAUUGUGAUGUUGUGAUGUCACGUUAUGUCUGUGGCACCGCUGCAGCGCUUCGUUUAAAGGGGUGUAAAGUUUAAAGGGGGAUUUUUGUGUGCCUGUUUCCUUUCCUCACUCCGAUUGAUGGCAAAAUUAAAAGGGAGCCAGUGUGGUGUAGUGGUUAAGAGCGGUAGUCUUGUAAUCUGGUGAACUGGGUUCGCUUCCCCGCUCCUCCACACGCAGCUGCUGGGUGACCUUGGGCCAGUUACACUUCUUUGAAGUCUCUCAGCCCCACUCACCUCACAGAGUGUUUGUUGUGGGGGAGGAAGGGAAAGGAGAAUGUUAGCCGCUUUGAGACUCCUUAAAGGGAGUGAAAGGUGGGAUAUCAAAUCCAAACUCUUCCAAGGCCUUGCAAGACCUCCGACGCAACUUUCAGUUUAUACCGGAAGUCGCGUUCAGAGGCCUGGCAUGUCCUGAAUGUUGCCGAGGAGGUUGUGUCAGGACUCUGACAUGACUUCCGGUCAAAUCCGGAAGUCGUGUCGGAGCCCCACAGUGUGGGCGCCCUGGCACCCAGGGCCCCCUAGAGUUGGUGCCUCUGCGAACAGUGAACUAUAACCAACCAGCUACAAAAAAGAAUAAAUCACUUCUGGUUUGGGGCUACAUGCCCUCUGAUAAAGUGGUCCAGGAUAAUGGGAAGCCUCUGUUGUUAGGUAAUGUGGAAAUAUGGAGGCUGAUGUUGGCUGAACUUUCAGCCCAUGCAAGAGGAAUGAAGGAGGAGGAGACUGAAAAUGGUGGCAGUCUUGAGUGCUGUUGCCUGGGGAAUCUAAUUUUGCCAGAAGCCUCUUAACUCUGUCUUGGAUUCAGUUUCCUCCAGAUGACAAGGUCUAGCUGAGUCGGGAACUUUUAACUUUCAUUGUUAUGGGGGCUUUCCAUCCCUGACCUUUUUUUUAAUUAUUAUUUUAAGCAAGCCUCUUUGUGAUGUGGACAGGCAUUGUGAUUUUUUAAUGUGGAAAAUAAUGUUCUUAGAAGUAUUGUCUGGAACCACCAUUCUAGGGACCCCUCCAGAUGUCCCGUUAUUUUAUUGUACAUUCAUGACCAUUUUUGCUCAUGGCAAUCUUGCUUACAAUCCUAUUAGGGCCUGUAACCCUUUUGUGGCUGUCAUACGUCUUCAUGUCCCGUCAGCGCAUAUCCUGUCACUUCCAGCUGAAACCUCUUAACUUUACCCAGUGCUUUUUUUCUUUAAAAAAUGUUUAGGGGUACUCUCAUUUUCCUACUCAUAUUGAAAUACUGCCCCUCAAUGAGACUAAACUUAGAUUCACAAAAUGUUUAGGGAUAUGCAUACCCCUGUGUACCCCCAGAAAAAAGCACUGACUUUACCACAAAUGUCCUCUGUUUAUUUUUGUCCCCCUUAUGUUGUGCUGUAGCAUCUGCAGACAGCAAUAAAGUGGUUGCGCUGGGGAAGUAUCACAGAACAAACUAAUGCAGAAUAAGUCCACAACUAGCACACUAUUAGGGACGUGGGUAGCGUUGUGGGUUAAACCACAGAGCCUAGGACUUGCCAAUCAGAAGGUCGGCGGUUCGGAUCCCCAUGACGGGAUGAGCUCCCGUUGCUCGGUCCCUGCUCCUGCCAACCUAGCAGUUCAAAAGCAUGUCAAAGUGCAAGUAGAUAAAUAGGUACCGCUCCGGCGGGAAGGUAAACGGCGUUUCUGUGCGCUGCUCUGGUUUGCCAGAAGCGGCUUAGUCAUGCUGGCCACAUGACCCGGAAACUGCACUCCGGCUUCCUCAACCAAUAAAGCGAGAUGAGCGCCACAACCCCAGAGUUGGCCACGACUGGACCUUAUGGUCAGGGGUCCCUUUUACUUUACCUUUUAGCACACUAUUAUUGUGCCCCCCCCCAAAAAAAAGUCACAGAAGACACUCACAAUAGAACACCAGUAUGCAGAGGUGCCAGAUUGAACGAAAUAUUGCAGGGGCCCAGGUAAGCCCCGUUCCCAUAAUCAGUCACAUGACACGAUGCACGCACACCAUUUGAAUGGCAAUGCCCAUCAACUUUGUGGUGCCCGGCCCUUUCAGAUGUUUUAUUGCGGGUGCCAAAGCUCCCACGGCCCCUAGGAGUUUGCUCCUAUGCCAGUAUAGUAUGGCCUUUAUUCCAUAUCCAGCAAGCUGAUUGCAGAACUGAAAGGAUUCAGGGCCUUUCUAUGUAAGCAGCACGCAUCCAAACACCUCCUUUCAUUCUGCGACUCAUCCUUCUUUCCUCUUCCUUUCUUGAUGCAACGCACUCCCACUCUGUUCAGCUAAAAUGGGUGGCCAGCCUUCCUGUUACGUAAGAUUUCUUAUGCCGGGGUGACAUUACGCAGCCACACAUAGACUAUUCCUUUUAGUAAUGCGUAAAAUGGGAUUUAAAAAUACUACAGAGCGGACUGCCAAGGCUCUUCCCUUUUUUGCAGACGUGGGCGGAAGCAGCUCUCGGUUAUAGCGGUUUCCACCCAUAAAGGGCAAGGAAGCUGAAGAGAAUGUGGAAGAAGCCAUUUUCUCAAUAUGUGUUUUUGUGUAUGUGUACGUAAAAGGGACAGUUUCUGACGCACAAACCUGUUCCCAGCCAGCUAUUGCCUCUUCCACAACAGGGAACAACAAGCCAUCUCCUAUUGACACUUCCUUUGCACAUCCCCCCCCCGCCCCAUGGCUGGGCAAGGUAGGCCCCUGAGGUACAAGCCAACUGUCAAAAUGGCUUCUCUCCCUCUCCUCGCAUGUUGUGAGGCUGAAUAUGCCAGCCCUUAUUUCAAACGGGUGGACAGACGUCCCGACUCUCUCUUGCCCCAUGCGGGGAAGAAACAGGCUAAGAAGGCACAUUGGUUGGCGCAGCCUCCAUGUGGCUUUAACAGCCCCCCCCCAAUAAAAAUAAAAGGCUAGUCAUGAAGCAAUCAAAAGACACCCCUGAAUCCAAAUUACAUGUGCAAAGAGGAAGAGGAAUAUCUGGACUGGAUCAUAGUGGGGCUAAAAGGGUAAAAGCCCUGAUCCAAAUUGGGCUCCCCAUGUGAUUUUUUAAAAAAACUGCACUUUAAAGGCACACCUGCAUAACAACAAUGGAGCGCUGUCCUGAGCUGUCAGGGGUACUCCCCAUCAAAGGAAGGUACCCAGAAGAUAGGUAAAGGUAAAGGUACCCCUGCCCGUACGGGCCAGUCGUGUCCGACUCUAGGGUUGUGCGCUCAUCUCACUCUAGAGGCCGGGAGCCAGCGCUGUCCGAAGACACUUCCAGGUCACGUGGCCAGCGUGACGAAGCUGCUCUGGCGAGCCAGCACCAGCGCAGCGCACAGAAACGCCGUUUACCUUCCCGCUAUAAAGCGGUACCUAUUUAUCUACUUGCACUUAGGUGUGCUUUCGAACAUCUAGGUGGGCAGGAGCUGGGACCGAACGACGGGAGCUCACCCCGCCGCGGGGAUUCGAACCGCCGACCAUACGAUCGGCAAGUCCUAGGCACUGAGGUUUUACCCACAGCGCCACCAAGAUAGUUAACACUUUAUUGUCAAAGAUAACACACCCAAGCUAGCAUCUAGGCAGCUUUCCCAGGUCCACACUUUAUGGAGCAGUUGCAGCAACAGGGGAGCACUCGCCCUUUACCAAUUUAUGUACCUUCCCCCGAUGGGCUGUCAACACGCAGCCAGAGACUGUGCCUGCAUGGCAACUUCCUCUGCUCUUCCCUUUUCAGCCCCCUCCUGGUUCUGGGAGACAGUGGUGCAGGAGAGGGUGGGGAAGCACCUGGCCCUUCACUUGCCUGAUCUGCCUCUUCCUCUGACCCAUCCUGUGCUCCACCCUCCAGCUCUGAAGCUUCCCGUGCCUCUUGACUCUUGCCUCCUGGCUGAUACAGUUCCCCGCAGAUCACUGACCCCCUCUCCCAAAUCAGACUCCAGCUCCACUUCUCCCGGCGCACAUUCGACCGUGUUCGGCAAGCCCCUGACCUGAGAAGUUGUUUGUGCAUUACGGUGUAUGAAAUAAUGUGUUUGAGGUCGUUACGGAAAAAUCUAGGUGCGAGGCUGCUGAGUCACCCAGCUCGUCGGGCAGAGCCCGCGGGUCGCUGCGGAAUAAAGGAAGGAUUCCAGCCAACCGGAGCAAAUAGCUGUAGACCAAAGUUUAUUGCGCAAUAGGUUCAAAGAGCAAAUUUGAACCCCGAGGAUGGGGCGACAAAGACUUUUAAAACUUUCCCACCAUAUCCCAGAAUACAGUUCGUACAGCAUCAUUGCUACAUCACUGACAUGUCACAAAAGGGGAAGGGUUAACCUUGGCAAACAGGUCCAGACAAGUCCUUGUUACGAGAUUAGCAUAAGCAGACAUGGCAGGGCAAGACUCAGGUAUAAGAUUAGCAUAGACAAAUAUGUCUUAAGUACCUACCACCCAAAAGUACAAUAGAAGUUCCUUUGCAUGUCUGGAGCCUGAGGCAAGUCAGGUGAUGAGAUUUGGCUUCCCUUGGCUAACAAUGAGCCCAGCAAUUGUCACCUCUGGGAACUUCCUGGAGUCCUUUUUCAAGGGGAAAAUAGCUUUGGAAUGGAGGAAACUGGGAAAGGAGAUGAUUUUAUAUUAUUUUUAAAGCUAGGUAACUUCCCUGAGCUGUCAAGUUGAAAGGAUACAUUUAGGCAUAAUAUUUGUAAUAUUUAAUUUAAAGAUGUGGCCCCCCCGGUAAUUUCCGUAACAGAGGUGUUAUGUCUUUGCUCUUGUUUGUAACAUCUGUUUUAAAAUUAAAAGACUCCUGUUUUCUGCUUUGUUUGCUCUGUGUAGCCUGAAACGCGUGUUAGCAGGUCUGCAAUGCAUGCUUCGGCAUCCGCAAGAAUCAUAAACAUUUCCCGACCGGUACAGAAGAGAGAAACCUUGUGCUAUGACAGCAGAUACAAAGAGGCUCCGAUCCGACACGUAAUUCUGUUACUUUGGUUCUUUGGGAUUUGAACUUCAGCCCCUGCCUUGUUUUUCAGGAUUGCUUUUGGGAGAAGGGGAGGGCGGGGCGGGGAGGAGUAAAGGCACCCUAAAUCUUUGAUGAAGCACCUGUAUAUUCUCCUAGUUUUGUUAGGAAUAUACAGUGGUACUUUGGUUCUCAAACUUAGUCUGUUCCGGAAGUCCGGCCCAAAAACAAAGCUUUCCAAAACCAAGGCAUGCUUUCGCAUAGAAAGUAAUGCAAAACGGAUUAAUCCGUUCCAGACUUUUAAAAACAUCCCCUAGAACAGAAAUUAAACAUGAAUUUUAUUGUCCAACGAGACCAUUGAUCCAUAAAAUGAAAGCAAUAAACAAUGUACUGCAAUCACACAAUCAAUCAAUCGGUAGCUGAACGGGGUUCCACCAAGUCACAAAAACAAAACAAAAAGAGCCGCAAAAACAAAAACGCAAAAUAAAUAGCAAAAACAGACAGACCUCGGCGUAACACUCAAAACGGAAGUGUAACUCUCAAAAUGGAGCAUGUUCAGCUUCCAAAAAAAGUUUGCAAACCGAAACACUUCCGGGUUUGCAGUGUUUGGGUUCCAAGUUGUUUGAGUACCAAGGUGUUUGAGAACCAAGGGACCACUGUACUGAAUAUAAUCAGUUGUGUGCUGUUCAGCAACAAACGCUCCUCCUUUGUUCCACAGGUGACCCGGGCUGCCUUGAAUGCGGUGGCAAGUCCGAGGAUAAUAGAGCUUGCGAGAGCGAAAGCGCUGGCUCCGGGGAGUGCCCCUGACCGUCCCCCUGAGUGGCCUGUCUCAGCAGCGGCAAAACAUGCUGUGGCUUCGCCUAGACUUGGUGAACUUGCUCAGCCUGUCGCAAGGUGGGACUUCCUGGGAUGACUCGAUGAAUAUGUUUUGCUUGCGCUCAGUCUGGUUGAUUCUCAGAUUUGAGGCGGCGGGGUGGGGUGGGGGUCAGGAUAGAAGGGAUCUGUUACCAUCUUCUUCUGAGGUGCAUAGCUUCACCCAGAAACUCCAGUGGGUGCAGAAUGCCGCGGCGAGACUCCUUACGGGGUCCCCGCCGCAGGAUCACAUUUACCCAGUGCUUUUCCAGCUGCACUGGCUCCUGGUGGAGUACAGGAUCAGGUUUAAGGUGCUGGUUUUAACCUUUAAAGCCCUAUACGGCCAAGGACCCUGGUACCUACGGGACCGCCUCUUCUGGUAUGCCCCACGGAGGACCUUAUGGUCUGCAAAUAACAACACCCUGAAGAUCCCAGGCCCCAAGGAAAUUAGACUGGCCUUGACCAGAGCCAGGGCCUUUUCGGCUCUGUCCCUACCCCCACCUCCCACAAAAGCCAGGGAUAGCCACUAAGGCAGAAGCUAAAACAGCUAGAGGGAGCCCUUCUCCUGCCAACCUAGCAGUUCGAAAGCACACCAAAAAGUGCAAGUAGAUAAAUAGGUACCACUCUGGCGGGAAGGUAAACGGCGUUUCCGUGCGCUGCUCUGGUUCGCCAGAAGCGGCUUAGUCAUGCUGGCCACAUGACCCGGAAGCUGUACGCCAGCUCCCUUGGCCAAUAAAGCGAGAUGAGCGCCACAACCCCAGAGUCUGUCAUGACUGGACCUAAUGGUCAGGGGUCCAUUUACCUUUACCUAUCCCCGCCCAGCAGGUAUAACAGGGUGGGAUUGUUCUGUUACUACUUCAGAUCCAUUUUGUAUCGCAGAUCACUGUUUAGACUGACGACUACCUUCCCCCCGCAGGGCUGCGACCCAAAUUGUCCAGUUUAACCCAGAAGCCUUUGUGGUGAAGGAGACUGCUAAGAAGGCAUACUGCUCAGAAAGGGUCAAGGAGCUAGCGAAGCCAACCCAGCGCUGA